AUGAUCUCUCAAAUUCGUCAGAAUUACCCCAUAGAAACAGAGGACUUCCUCAACCACCUGGUGAACCUGUACUUGCAGGCUUUUUAUACUUACCUCUCUAUGGGCUUCUGUUUCAGCUCCCAAAGAGGGACCCCGGAUCCCGUGGGCCCCUUCCACCAACUGGCUAAGGAGAAGCAUGAGGUCUCUGACAAGGUUCUGGUUAUGCAGACCGACUCUGGGGGCCGCGCCAUCUUCCACAGAGUCCAGAAUCCUCCCAAAGAUGAAUGGGGGACAGCCCUGGAGCACAUGGAAACCACCCUGGCCCUGGAAAAGAAACUCAACCGGGUGUAUAAGCUGUUCCGGGACAUUACAGAGUCGUAUUGCCCACACUGA
Molecule: messenger RNA, 372 nt
Organism: Sorex araneus (European shrew)
Lineage: Eukaryota; Metazoa; Chordata; Mammalia; Eulipotyphla; Soricidae
Product: ferritin light chain 1-like
Exons: 3
Coding region: 1-372 (123 amino acids)
Biological process (GO): intracellular iron ion homeostasis; iron ion transport
Cellular component (GO): cytoplasm
Molecular function (GO): ferrous iron binding; ferric iron binding
Source: RefSeq, a predicted model, not a curated record